Messenger RNA from Phragmites australis (common reed), 2195 nucleotides. RefSeq names its product anthocyanidin 5,3-O-glucosyltransferase-like. The record is from RefSeq and is a predicted model, not a curated record. Gene Ontology annotation, molecular function: UDP-glycosyltransferase activity. NCBI's taxonomy places the organism in Eukaryota, Viridiplantae, Streptophyta, Magnoliopsida, Poales, Poaceae. The transcript has a single exon. Bases 645 to 2057 code for a protein of 470 amino acids.
GUGCGGCGAGGCCACGCUUUACGUUUGGUAGGUAGCCAAAUUGUGUGGUGGAUCGUACCCAGUUCAGCAGGACGAGGAAAUCGUGAAUGUGCUGACGCGAAUGCUGCCAUCAAUGCAGACGCAACGGCGACAACCAAGAUGGCAUGAGCCGGCCAGUAUUGUGGCACACUCCAAACAACCUCUUAUACGGCUAUACCCUCCUUCGAUUACUACAAUGGGUGAUUUUAAUCUCUUCAAUUCAUGCCACUAAACGGCAAUAACGAAGUAACCAAAAGAAAGCGCCAUUCAUUUCUUUCCCCUUUCUCCUCUACAACGUGAGAACAGAAACGUGUUAUUGCUGCCCAUCUGGCGCACCAGGACAAUGGAUGAAUGGACCACAUAUAUAUUCGUCGGUUCUGUUGUCCUCUUUGCUGGAAGUGGACGUAAAGAGAGAGGAGUACAGCGGCUGCUUGCCUGAUUGCACGCGUGCCUUCCUCUGUGCCGAGUGGUACUGCUAUUUUUAUGAGACCCGUGAGCUGUGGGGAAAAGCUGCUGAGCUGUGGCCAAGGUACGUCGGCUCGGGCUCACUGUUGUCGUGAAUCCAACUUCACCCGUCUCCAUUGAUCUUGCUGAAUUCUCUUGUGAGCUGUGCGAGAAAGAAGGCCAUGGUGGACAAGACGGUGGUCCUGUACCCCUCCUUGGGUGUGGGCCAUCUGAACCCCAUGGUGCAGCUGGCCAAGGCUUUCCUCCGCCGCGGCGGCGUCGCCGUCACCAUUGCCGUCGUCGACCCGCCCGACAAGGACGCCGUGUUGGAGACUACGCUAGCGCGCCUUGCCGCGGCCAGUCCCUCCAUCACGGUCCGUUUCCUCCCCAUCCCGCCCUGCGACAGAAAGGAGUACUCCCACCCUCUCAUACCCAUCCUGGACGCGCUCCGCGUCGCGAACCCCGCGCUCCGGGACUUCCUCGGCUCGCUGACUGCCGUCGACGCCCUCGUGGUCGACAUGUUCUGCACCGAGGCGCUCGACGUCGCCGCGGAACUCGCCAUCCCUGCGUACAUCUUCUACCCGUCCGCGGCCGGCGACUUCGCGGUCUACCUUCAGAUUCCAGAUUUCUGCCGCGAGGCGCCUUGCUCGUUAAAGGAUAUGGGCAAGGCGCCGCUGAACUUCGCCGGCGUGCCGCCGGUCCGCGCGCUGGACAUGCCGGACACUAUGCAGGACCGAGAGACCGACGUGGGAAGGGUACGGCUGCAGCAGCUCGCCCGGAUGCCGGAAGCGACAGGCAUUCUGGUGAAUAGCUUCGACUGGUUGGAGGCGAGGGCACUGAAAGCGUUACGUGAAGGCCACUGCCUGCCCGGCCGCUCGACACCGAAAAUCUACUGCGUCGGGCCACUGGUCGACGGUGGCAGCACCGAUGAAAACGGCGAGAGGCACGCGUGCCUCGAAUGGCUGGACGGGCAGCCCAAGCGGAGCGUGGUGUUCCUCUGCUUUGGAAGCAUGGGCACCUUCUCGGCGGCGCAGCUGAAAGAGAUGGCGCGUGGUCUAGAGGGCUCCGGGCACAGGUUCUUGUGGUCCGUGCGAAGCCCACGCGAGGGGCAUAGCAACUCUCUCGAGCCUGAUCUGGAGGCGUUGCUUCCCGAUGGGUUCUUGAAGAGAACCAAAGACAGAGGACUGGUUGUGAAGAACUGGGCGCCGCAGACAGAGGUGCUGCGGCACGAGGCUGUGGGGGCGUUUGUGACUCACUGUGGGUGGAACUCGGCACUGGAGGCGAUCAUGGCCGGCGUGCCAAUGAUAUGCUGGCCGUUGUACGCGGAGCAGAGGCUCAACAAGGUGCACAUGGUGGAGGAGAUGAAGGUUGGGGUGGCGGUGGAGGGCUAUGACGAGGUGUUGGUGAAGGCUGACGAGGUGGACGCUAAGGUGAGGCUGGUGAUGGAAUCCGAGGAAGGGAAGAUGCUUAGAGAGAGGAUGGCGAUAGCGAAGGAGAUGGCUGCCGAUGCUGUCAAGGAAGGCGGGUCGUCUGACGUGGAACUUACUGAGUUUUUGAGGCAUUUGGGGAAUAUCAACCUAAAGAAUGAAGAGUGAAGGUGAUGGAGGCUAUGUAAUGGGCAGUGCCGUCCCGGAGAAUUUGGAGGCCCUGUGCCAAAAUUCUGAAACAGAUCCUCGGCAUUACUACUGUUAUCAUGAACGUCAUCAACAGUAUUAUCAAAAAUAAUUUAUCUA